UUUGUUCCAGCUGGAAUCGCUGGCAUGAUUUUUGUUCUGAGACACAGCACCCCUACUGCCACACAGUCCACACUGAAAUCAAAAUAGAACCUCUAUUAGGAGUUCGGACAAUUUUGACUUAAACAUAGAUCAAAGCCAACUACCAGCUGUUAUGAUGCAUUCACCUCUAGAUCAAGAUGCUGCCUGCUGUGGGGUGUGGUGGUGGUGGUAGCGAUGGUUUUGUUGCCCACGACAAACCAUUUUGUUGAAGCAGAGAUUUGUGAUGAUGCUUCCUCGAGUCAUAAUUGCAGUGUCCAAUUGUCAACUCGUUGGGUAAUGUAUUGGCUUCAUUUAUGACAGUUUUUAUUUUUCCAGGUACCAGGCUGCCCCACUUAAUCAGGAGCAUGGCAGCUGCUUUCAUGGAACUGGGCAUAAUGCCCGAGAUAGGGGAGGCAGUGAGUGAGCUGGACUGGCUGCUGCCCACUGAUGUUCAGGCCGAGGCUGUGCCUCUGAUUCUUGGUGGUGGUGAUGUUCUCAUGGCUGCUGAAACUGGAUCUGGCAAAACUGGUGCCUUCUGCAUGCCCAUCCUUCAGAUUGUCUGGGAGACACUGAAGCACAUUGAGGAGGGAAAGGGCGGCGGCGGUGGCGGCCUGUCAGCUCCGCCAGCUGAUGACAAGUGGGCGAUGUCGCUGCGGGACCGAGGCGAGCUGCUGGCAGUGUCUCCGGACGGUCUGGUGUGCCAGUGUCGCGAGCAGCGCGCCUGGUACGGAGUGCGGGCGACGCGCGGUCUACGGCGCGCCGGCCGCUGGUACUAUGAGGCCACGGUGACCGACGAGGGUCUGUGUCGCGUCGGCUGGUCCACGCGCCAGGCCACUCUCGACCUGGGCACCGACCGUGGCGGAUACGGCUACGGAGGCACCGGCAAAAAGUCCAACAACCGCCAGUUCGACGACUACGGAGGUCCGUUCGGGAAAGACGACGUGAUCGGUUGCUACCUUGAUCUGGACAACCUCGAGAUGUACUUCUCUAAGAACGGAAAAGAUCUGGGAAAGGCGUUUGACAUCCCAAAACAGGUGGCAAACGAAGGUUUGUUUCCCGCAGUCGUACUGAAAAACGCUGAGAUGGCGUUUAACUUCGGCGACACCAGUUUCAAGUAUCCACCAAGCCAUGGUUUCGUGGCCGUCAGUAAAGCACCGGAAGACAGCACCUUGAACAACGCUGCUUCGGCGCCGCAGACAACGGCGAAGCGCGGAUACGCCAAAAAUGCUCCCCAGGCCAUUAUUCUGGAACCAUCUCGUGAGCUUGCCGAACAAACGCUGCGGCAAAUCCAGCUGUUCAAGAAGCAUCUGAAAGCUCCAACAGUGCGGGAGGUGCUUCUCAUCGGUGGUGUGCCGGCCCGCGAACAGCGUGACCAGGUGUUAGCGGGGGUCGACAUCGUGGUGGCCACACCGGGUCGAAUCGAGGACUUCAUCAACAACGGCGACGUACGGGUGGACGCGUGCCGGUUCUUCGUGCUGGACGAGGCGGACGGGCUGCUGAAGCAGGGUCACGAGAAGAUGAUCAACCGUCUGCACGCGGCGAUCCCGCAGGUGACGCCGGACGGGGCGCGGCUGCAGAUGGUCGUCUGCUCGGCCACGCUGCACUCGUUCGAGGUGAAAAAGAUGGCCGGUAGACUGAUGCACUUCCCUACCUGGGUGGACCUGAAGGGCGAGGACGCCGUGCCGGAGACGGUCCACCACGUGCUGACCAUGAUCGACCCGCGCACCAACGCCUCAUGGACCGACCUCAAGCAGCGCGUGCAGACGGACAUGGUGCACGCGAAGGACAACGUCCGGCCCGGCUCGAACUCGUCAGAGACGCUCUCCGAGGCUGUCAAACUACUCAAGGCAGAAUUUUGUGUCCGCGCCAUCGACGUCCACAAAAUGGAUCGUGCACUCAUCUUCUGUCGAACCAAGCUAGACUGUGAUAACUUGGAGCGGUACCUGGUUCAGCGCGGCGGCGGACCGCGUAGCCCCAACAACCCCUACUCGUGCGUGUGCCUGCACAGCGACCGCAGCGUCGGCGAGCGAAAGGAUAACCUGGAGCGCUUCAAGCGACAGGAGGUGCGUUUUCUGAUCUGUACGGACGUGGCGGCCCGCGGUCUGGACAUCACCGGCCUGCCGUUCAUGAUCAACGUCACGCUGCCGGACGAGAAGACGAACUACGUGCACCGUAUCGGCCGCGUGGGCCGCGCCGACCGGAUGGGUCUGGCCGUCAGCCUGGUGUCCGCUGUUCCGGAGAAGGUGUGGUACCACGGCUGCCCGUCGCGCGGCAAGUCCUGCAUGGACACUCGUCUGACGGAGCGCGGCGGCUGCUGCAUCUGGUACGACGAGGUGAAGCUGCUUGGAGAGAUCGAGGAACACCUGGGUAUCACCAUCCCUCAGGUGGGCAACGACCUGCGCGUGCCCGUCAACGAGUUUGACGGCAAGGUGGUCUACGGCGAGCGGCGCCAGGAGAGCGGCACCGGAUACCAGAACCACGUGGAGCAGAUGGCCUCCACGGUCCGCGAGCUGGCCUCGCUGGAGACGCAGGCGCAGACGCUCUUCAUUCGACGCCACCUGCACCGGUUGACCGCCUGAACGGCCACCCCCAGCCCCGCCCGAUGUGAUAUAGGUACCCUGUCCUGCCAGUGAUCUGGAAAACCUCAGACUAUGCUAACCACGACAGACGGCCCUCGGCUGAGAAGCGGCCUGGCAGGGCGCGUAUGAUCGUGGUUGUUUUGGACGUUUCUGCUGUGUAGUGGGUCUUGUUUUGCACUGGUUCGUUUCAGUCACUAUGAGCGAGCCAUCGUUUUGUUACGAGCGAUUCGAAAAUAUAUGUCAGCUAUGAACAUA
This is a messenger RNA of Amphibalanus amphitrite, 2852 nucleotides long. RefSeq names its product ATP-dependent RNA helicase Ddx1-like. Lineage: Eukaryota; Metazoa; Arthropoda; Thecostraca; Balanomorpha; Balanidae. Gene Ontology annotation, molecular function: RNA helicase activity; nucleic acid binding; protein binding. The record is from RefSeq and is a predicted model, not a curated record. The transcript has a single exon. Bases 333 to 2597 code for a protein of 754 amino acids.